AUGACAGGAAAAAGGAAUAAAUCAUCUCGCCUAACAGAAGGCUCUGAGAGCAACUCCGACAGUACAGACAGCCUCUUUGAACGAGACCGGAAGCGCAGAAAGAUACGUCAUAAUCGUUCUGAAAGCAGCAGCAGUGAUACUGAUUGCCCAAUCUGCGAUGACAGGAAAAGGAAGAAAUCGGCUCGCCGAGCAGAAGGUUCUGAGAGCAACUCCGACAGUACAGACAGCCUCUUUGAACGAGACCGGAAGCGCAGAAAGAUACGUCAUAAUCGUUCUGAAAGCAGCAGCAGUGAUACUGAUUGCCCAGUUCCUAGACCUGCGAUGACAGGAAAAAAGAAGAAAUCGGCUAUGCGAACAGUAGUCUCUGAGAGCAACUCCGACAGUACAGACAGCCUCUUUGAACGAGACCGGAAGCGCAGAAAGAUACGUCAUAAUCGUUCUGAAAGCAGCAGCAGUGAUACUGAUUGCCCAGUUCCUAGACCUGCGAUGACAGAAGUACGGCGAACUGUGGGUACUGAUGACAAGAGUUACGAAUCGCAGCCAGGCCGUGGUGAUGAGUGCGGCAGUUCUGAUGAAGGACAAGAAGUCACUGGACAUACAUCAGUUUUGUACCCUUGCAAUGAACGAAAUAAUAAUUAUAGUGAGAAUUUGCUCAAAACAAAAAUGGGGUCAGAGAAAGUUGCUACUGUUUCUGAGACUGGUGUUCUUCUCACCUCCAAGGACCGCGAUACUGAAGCAGCAUUGUCGUUAUCAACGUCGUCCAGGGCCACAGCUGACAUGUCGGAUGACAAUAACAAUGAGCAUUUAACAGAGAGUCCCAUCUGCAUCAUUUGCAGAUAA
This is a messenger RNA of Cryptotermes secundus, 840 nucleotides long. Its product is annotated as dentin sialophosphoprotein-like. Bases 1 to 840 code for a protein of 279 amino acids. The record is from RefSeq and is a predicted model, not a curated record. Lineage: Eukaryota; Metazoa; Arthropoda; Insecta; Blattodea; Kalotermitidae. The transcript has 3 exons.